AUGUUUGUUAAUAAGAUAUUCUGGACUUUUGUCUUUGGGCUCCUUUAUAUUCUUUCUUUUGUGUGUUCCUUUACUGACAAUGAAUGUUAUGUAACAAUCUCAGAAGAUUCUUACCAUAAAGGAGAUGUGACUAUUGGUACAUUUUUUCCUCUUCAUAUUUUCUACACAGGCAACAAAGUUCCUCAUAAAUAUUUACCAUACGCUUUCCAGGACAUUCACAUACAGUAUAAGUUUAAGAACUACCAGUUUGUUUUGGCCCUGGUAUUUGCCAUUGAGGAGAUCAACAAAAACCCUCAUCUUCUACCCAACACAACUCUGGGCUUUGAUCUCUAUAAUGUUGUAUUUACUGAAAAAAGUAUUCUUUAUGGUGCCUUGGUUUGGCUAACAAGGAUGAAAAUACCCCUACCUAACUAUGUCUGUGGACAGAAGAGAAAGUCACCUGCUGCACUUACAGGAACAUCAUGGGCAACAUCUGCUCACAUCGCAACCCUGCUAAAACUCUACAAAAUACCUCAGCUCACUUUUGGACCUUAUGAUUCUACCUUGAAUGAUCCAGGACAGUUUAAUUCUCUCUAUCAGAUGGCCCCCAAGGACACAUCUCUCUCACUUGCCAUUGUCUCUUUAAUGCUUCAUUUCAGCUGGUCUUGGGUUGGUCUGAUCCUCCCAGAUGACCACAGAGGGACUCAGAUUUUGUCAGAAUUCACAGAAGAUAUGGAAAGUAAUAACAUCUGCAUAGCAUUUUUAAAAUUGAUCCCUGGAACCAUGAAUUCAUUUUCCAACAAAUUAUGGCAAAAUAUGGAGGAGAUUCAGGAAUCAUCAGCAAAUGUGAUAAUUAUUUAUGGGGAUAUUGGUUAUUUACAGGGUUUAAUGAGACACAUUGGGCAACGGUUAGUGACAUGGAAAGUCUGGGUCUUGAAUUGUCAUUGGGAUGUUGUCAGCCAUAGUGAUUAUUUCAUGGUAGAGUCAUUUCAUGGUAGUUUCAUUUUUUCACACUACCAUGAAGAGAAGAUUGAAUUUACAAAUUUUAUUCAAACAGUUAAUCCCUACAAAUACCCAGCAGACAAUUACCUCCCUAAGUUUUGGUUUUUAUUCUUCAAGUGCUCAUUUUCUGAGCUUGAUUGUCAUCUUUUGGAGAACUGCCAAGUCAAUGCUUCUUUGGUAUUACUGCCCAGACACAUUUUUGACCCGGCCAUGAGUGAAGAGGGACACAAUAUAUACAAUGCUGUAUAUGCUGUGGCCUACAGUCUCCAUGAGAUAUUUCUUGAGCAACUACAGACACAAGUGCAUGAUAGUGGAGAGGAAACUGUAUUCUUCCCUUGGCAGCUUUUCCCUUUCUUAAAGAACACCAUGCAUAAAAAUCAUAUGAAAGAUCACACAGUAAUGGAUAGAGGAAGAAACUUAGAUUCAAAGUAUGAUAUUCUUAAUUUUUGGAAUUUUCCAAAGGGUCUUGGACUAAAGGUGAAAGUAGGAACCUUUUUCACGCAUGCCUCCCAGGGUCAACAAUUGUCUUUGUCUGAGCAGAUGAUUCAAUGGCCUACAAGCUUUACAAGGAUUCCUCAGUCUGUAUGCAGUGGAAGCUGUAGGCCUGGAUUCAGAAAAGCUGGUCAGGAAGGCAAGGCUGUCUGCUGCUUUGAUUGUGCUCCUUGUGCAGAUAAUGAGAUUUCAAAUGAGACAG
Messenger RNA from Mus caroli (Ryukyu mouse), 1675 nucleotides. The record is from RefSeq and is a predicted model, not a curated record. NCBI's taxonomy places the organism in Eukaryota, Metazoa, Chordata, Mammalia, Rodentia, Muridae.